GAGGAGAGACAGACAGGAGGCAGGGGGGGACAGGGGGGAGACUCAGUGACUAACCAAACUGGAAUGAAAGUGAGGAAACAGCACGGCAGGAAAGGAAGAGCCAGAGCCUAGCAGAAAAGCAAUAUUUGCCUUAACUGUGCAGAGCGUAGAAUUUAACACAAAGCAAAGGGGCAAGAGAGUGACACCGACUGAGACCUUUGCAGACACAAAGCAUCUGCUGAAUACCUGGAGUUUCAGAAACACCAGGAUAUAUCAGAGAAUGACGAAGGUCUAAACUCUCAUCCUCAGGGUAUAAACCUCCACCUGGUCAAUGUCAUCAGUCUGACCUCAGGAUCUGGAUGUUCAUGUGGUGGAGACCUACCUCUUCUUCUCCAUUCUCAGAGAAGGAAGACAGGUUAAAGAAUAGAGUGUAUUCACAUCUUCUCUUACUGCUACUGUGAGAGUUGAGAGACAGUGAGACAAAUCCUCAGAACUGCUCCACCAAUCACACAGCCUAGGGAGGAUGAGUCUGCCGAGGAACCGGACCCUGGAGAACAGCAUCACCCAGCUGCAUCACAUUAACAAUGGGGAACCUCUGUCUUCACUGCAAUUCCACCUCCAGAACACAGGCUCUGUGACCUCUGUGCCAGGGUCGCCCACGGGGGGGUCAGGGGUGGUGGUGCCACCCCCGUACUCAGUAGCGGGCAGCGUGGUGGGGGCUACGGAUGCCCCUCUGGAGCUGAGAGGCUCUCUGGACUGCUGGGCGUGCUCAGUACUGGUGACGGCUCAGAACCUGAUCAUCGCGCUGGUCAACAGUACGCUGGUCAGUAUCGUGUUCGGCACCAUCAUGACCCCAGCGCUGGUCAUGGUUGUGUUUGGCUUUCUAUGUCACUCUACGGUGCAACCCAAUGGCACGUCCCUGUACUGUUCAGAGCUGCUAGAUGAUGGUGGCUGUGUGGCCCUGCUGGUGGUGGGCUUCUUCCUGGUCAACCCCCUCCUAGUCCUGGCUCUGGCUGCCUACUGUCGCCUGGCCCGCCACCUCCAGCUGGGCCUCUGUUUCAUCCCCUACAGCAGGGCCGUCUACAAGAACCUGCCUGCCUCGCGCCAACGUGGAGGAGGCUUCUGCGGCCAGCAUGGGGCCUCAGAGGGGGAGGGCAAAGGCAGUGUGUGGGUGUGAGGGGAGGGAUAUGUUGACCCUAACCACUGAUGCAGGGUCAGAUAACAUUUUCUUCCCUCUUAAGGUUAAGGUUAGGAUUGGGGAUCAAGUAAUCUGAUCCUAGAUCUGUAAAUAGAGGCAACUUCUACCUUGAGCAUGGAGGGAAGAAGGUGUGGAGGUGGAUCUUACAAUACACUGGUUUGUAGAUUGCAGAGAGCAAAGGUGAAGCUGUAAAAACAUAAGUAUGCUACAUGAAGUACUAUCAAAUACCACCUUAACUACACUGCAAUUAUUUGUUAUUAUGUUUUUUUUUUUAUGUUGAAUUAUCCUGUACUAUUAAUAAAUGAUGUUUGUUUAGAAUAAAAUAUUUCCAUUUUAUCAGAAAAGGUGUUUUGUCUUCUAGAAAUAACUACAAGUGAAUCAGUUUCUCUCUGGCAUGAUAUGACAACAUCUCCCUCUAGUGGAGCACGAGAUUCCAACUGCCAUUACAUCACCUCACAAACCUGUUGGUUACCAAGGCUACUAUCUCUCUGAUG
Messenger RNA from Oncorhynchus gorbuscha (pink salmon), 1671 nucleotides. Its product is annotated as transmembrane protein 88-like. Lineage: Eukaryota; Metazoa; Chordata; Actinopteri; Salmoniformes; Salmonidae. The record is from RefSeq and is a predicted model, not a curated record. Gene Ontology annotation, molecular function: PDZ domain binding. The transcript is spliced from 3 exons. Bases 503 to 1156 code for a protein of 217 amino acids. Gene Ontology annotation, cellular component: plasma membrane.